Molecule: messenger RNA, 1104 nt
Organism: Dichotomopilus funicola
Lineage: Eukaryota; Fungi; Ascomycota; Sordariomycetes; Sordariales; Chaetomiaceae
Product: nucleophile aminohydrolase
Exons: 1
Coding region: 1-1104 (367 amino acids)
Biological process (GO): protein deglycosylation
Cellular component (GO): cytoplasm
Molecular function (GO): asparaginase activity; N4-(beta-N-acetylglucosaminyl)-L-asparaginase activity; beta-aspartyl-peptidase activity
Source: RefSeq, a predicted model, not a curated record
AUGGCUCGCUCUAGCCUCAUGCUGUUCUUCACACUCCUCACACCCAUAACAGCCAGCCCCAACCCCAACCUUCCCUUCGUCAUCAACACCUGGUCCGGCCCUUUCGCCGCUGCCACUGACGCCGCGUACCACGUCCUCACCCACCCCUUCCGCUCCCCCUUCUCCUCUUCACCAUCCCCGACCCUCGCCCUUGACGCCGUCGAAGCCGGUUGCGCGACAUGUGAGCGCAACCAAUGCGACACCACCGUCGGCUUCGGUGGGUCGCCGGACGAACAAUGUGAGACUACGCUUGACGCACUCAUCAUCGACGGCACGACGAUGAAGUCGGGCGCGGUGGCUGGGCUGCGACGGAUCCGGGAUGCAGUGGCCGUUGCUCGCGCGGUGUUGGAUUACACGCGCCAUUCGUUGCUAGUUGGGGACCAGGCGACACAGUUUGCGGUGGAGAUGGGGUUUGGUCCGGAGGAGGACCUGAGUACGGCGGAGAGCAGAGCGAGAUGUGAGGAAUGGAAGGCUGGUGGGUGUAAGGGGAAUUAUAGGGUCGGCGUGUUACCGGAUCCGGAGAGAUUUUGUGGGCCAUAUACCCCCGGUUUGGGGGAUGAUGGGUUGGGGUGGGUGGUGCAGGCCGAAGGGCAGGCGUCUCAUGACACUAUUUCGAUGGUAGCCAUUGAUAGCAAUAGUGUGAUGGCCGCGGGAACAUCAACGAAUGGGGCGGCGUUCAAGAUUCCCGGCCGUGUGGGUGAUGGGCCGAUUGUUGGAAGCGGUUCGUAUGUGGAUGGGGAUGUUGGUGGUUGUGGCGCAACGGGCGAUGGAGACAUCAUGCUGCGGUUCCUGCCCUGUUACCAGGCAGUCGAAAAUCUGAGGCUAGGGAUGGCGCCGACGGAGGCUGCCGAGGAUGUCGUGAGGCGGAUGGUACGAAAAUACCCCAACAUAUCGAGCGGCAUUGUGGUUGUGAAUAAGCGAGGCGAACACGGCGGCGCGGGCUCCGGCUGGACCUUUACUUAUUCAUACCGUGGCGGGGAGAUGGACGCCAGUGAGGUUGUGACCGUACCCCCAAUAACGGCGGUUGAUGUGCGCAUGCCAAAGCAAGGUCCAACAGAACUUUAG